This is a messenger RNA of Aureobasidium namibiae CBS 147.97, 1290 nucleotides long. RefSeq lists its product as uncharacterized. The transcript has 3 exons. Lineage: Eukaryota; Fungi; Ascomycota; Dothideomycetes; Dothideales; Saccotheciaceae. The record is from RefSeq and is a predicted model, not a curated record. Bases 1 to 1290 code for a protein of 429 amino acids.
AUGCUUCUUUUUCCCCCAUCUUCAAUCCAAGAACCACUUCGUGAUAGUACUAAUGGCAAAUGCCUCGAUCGUUCAGCCGGAAGCUGGACAUCGACUUCGAGGAAAUCUUGUCACCUUACAGACCUAGCAAUCUCGGAAGUCGGCUCGUCUGACACAUCGAUAUACAAUGCAUCAAAAGCGCCCUCACACGCAUCAGAUGUUGCUUCGGAUCCGGAUCACCAACAUUCUUCCAACAACGCGUCUGCUACCGAUCAUGAAAUCCAACCCCUUCACGUGCGAGCAAAGAGUGAAGGAAGUGCUCAGCAUGACACGGUCCGGUUCGUCAACCGCCCGAACGGCACACCUCUCUUCACCAUUGCCGAGCAGAUGUCUCUUGCCACCCUUCGGACACAGAUAUCUUUCGCUUCUUUCAGGAGGAAAGGGUCCGCUACUCUGAUCGCCACUUCUUCCGGAAAGCUCAAGGCCGCAAGCGUCGAUGACACGGUACUUUACAUGUCUAGACACGGUCUCUCUCGGAAUACUCAAGCAUCUUCGAGUCUAGACAUUCCAAGCUCGGGGGAAGACCCAGUGCAGCCUUUGCAACCACCGUUCGUGCCACCUCAUCGCGUGAAGACCCCCGAUGGUGUACCGCACUGGCCCCUGACCGCCCGUGUAUCUUUCGCACGAAGGAUGGCAAGGACUCUGAGCUCCGCGACGUCACUGUCUCCAAGAGAAGGUGCACUUCUGAUCUUCAGAGCUGUGACUGGGGAGGUCCGAUCACGCCGUAGGCCUCAGCCUUCAGCCUGGCGUCCACCUGUCAGUGGGCAUUCGACAUAUCGUUACGACCAACCUUCUCGGCAUCCACUCAAUAGUGUACGCCUCGCGGAAGUCACACGAGAUGAAGAUGAUAGACCAGAUGAGACACAAGCUCAGAUGAUUCCGGAACCAACUCUCAUGGAACGGCAAUCUUUGGACAGAAGGUGUCGUUCAAAGUCGGCUAACGCCUCCCACGCUCAAAGAGCUCUGGGCGCCAUCGAUGGGAAUGCCAUUCCUAUAAACCCUGCUCGAGCCAUCAGGGCUCGUUCGGUCUCGGUGCCUCAACGAUUGACGAACACAGUACAACCGGGUCAAAGCACAACAGCGUAUCACUCUGAUACACUGCGAACAAUUGACAUGAUUGGGAGUUUUCCAUCGCCGCCAUCAAGACCGCCGUCGAAGAGAAGGGACAGAUUACAAUGUUUUGCGCCCGUACCACAGAGAGCUCCACUAGGCAUCCAACGACGACAUCUCGGGUCCGCAACAGGCAAAUAA